Molecule: messenger RNA, 6272 nt
Organism: Nothobranchius furzeri (turquoise killifish)
Lineage: Eukaryota; Metazoa; Chordata; Actinopteri; Cyprinodontiformes; Nothobranchiidae
Source: RefSeq, a predicted model, not a curated record
AUGGGGUCAGAGCAUCAGAUGGAGUGGUGUUUGAAACCGGAGCUUGAGUUGUUGGCGACAGUAGACGCUGGCAUGCCACAACCCAGUCAGGCUGUGGACAAACUGUGGACUUGGAAAUAUGAGGGUGUCAUUGACAUAAAAUAUGGAGCUAAGGCACGUUUCCAUCAGGCGUCCGUCACCGACGCCCGAGGAAGAAGGAGCUGCCUUCGUCUCAAAGUCUUCGUCAGGCCACAAAACAAUUGUGUGAAAGCCUCUGGGAGCUUGCAGGAAGGCGUGGAGUUUGACGAACACAGCAACAAUUCCAUCGAACCCAGAGAUGGAAUCGGUCAUGAGUCGCCAGAACCAGCCAGACGAGACGUGAACUCUGCCGGUCAGCACCAGAUCCCAGUCCUGCUGCUAAGCUCUUCCCUCAUGGUUCUGGCAGCCAUCUUGUCAUUAUAGCAGUCUGAAAAGCAACCCCUUCCUCUCAGGAUUGGACUGUCCUGGUUGCAUCACCUCCCCUGAAGGAGCACUUUUUAAAACCCAAAAACACUGAUCUUCUCUCUGGCUGACAGGACAGAGUAAAAUACUUCAUGAGCGAAGCCACCAACGUUUUUUCUGAGUUUGAUGCUUGACUUUGUGGUGAGUUCUGAUGGUUGAGGUGCCUGAAGGUGGGCGGAGCCUCCCACCUGUUGGCCUUCCUAUGAUAUGCAGAUAGUUUACACAGUUUUUGUGCUGAAGACAAACACACAAGACGUCAUUUUUAAAGUUUCAUUCACCAAAUGGCACAAUCAGAACACCAGUUAGCUUGAUUAGUGAAGAAGCACAGCAGGACCGUGGAUCAUUUACAGACUUUUGCUUGAUUUGUAACACCAUGAAAUACGACUCACUUCACUAAACGGAUCCUGGAAUUGUGGCUGGAAGAAGAGCGCUGCUACGAGCUGAAAUUCUGUCACGUCAAACCGACUGAAGAGAGAAAAGAGUUUAGGAAGAACUCCGCUCUUAGUUGUUUGGAUAAUUUAACGAAUUAACACAAUUAUCCUAUUUUUUUUUCUUUUUAUUAAAUCAUGUAACUGUAGCAGCCAAAAUGAUGUACAGUAAAAUAUUUGAACAGAUAGAAGUCAAAAAAUUUCCUAUUUAUUGUGCCAUUCUCGUGCUUUUCAUUUCCAUUUUUGUAUAAAGAAAGAAAAAAAAGAAGGAAAAUUGUCUUUUCUAUAGCACCUCUCAACAUAAAACUCUUGAGGGGCUUCACAAGAACAAAAAAUAUUUAAGAGAGAAAAAAUUGUUUUUGAAAAAUAUAUACAAAUAAUAAUGAUACAAUUUGUGAUUAGGAAAGGUAAAGAGAAGGAAAUCAGUAGAUCCUGGAAAAGGCGGAAUAGGUAGAAAGAGGAGAGCAGAACAAGGAGAGGGUGAUGAUGAAGGUCACGCAAAAGCCUGAACAGGUGAGGUUAAAGAAGACCACUGAGUCCACUGAUCUCAGGCUCUGUCAUGUUCUGUGUCCUCGUGGUCCCCAGCCCCUUCCAGGUUUCCCUCAUGUUCCCCCUUCCUAGCAGGUUUUGUGUCUUUUGGGUCCCCAGCCCUCUCCGGUUCCCCCUCCUGGUUUCCCUCAGGUCUCUCCUAGUCACCCCUCUGCAGUUUUUCUAUAGGUUCAGCAUUUCUUUUUAUUAGUCUACUUUAGUGUGUGUGUAUUUUCCUUCUCCACUUGUUAAUUGGUCCCCCUCACUCCUCUGGUCAUUAGUGAUUUAUCUUUGGUUCUCUUGUGUUAGCUUUAUUUAUUUAGAGAUUCACAGGUUAUGGUUUAUCCCCUCUGCUUGGUUUUCCCUUCCCAUUUGGUCAAUUGAUCUCACCGUUCUCUCCUCAGUUCUCUCUCCCACGCACCUGCUACUCGUCUCCCAAUCAUCCAGCCCCUGUGUAUAUAACCCUGUCUCGUCACUGUGUGUGUGUGUCGGUCCAUUGCUGUUUGUCAGCGUUGUUUUGUCCCCCCCACUAGGUCUCGAGGUCUCUGCUCAGAAAGUGAGCUUUUGGUUUUUGUCAGAGUUUUGUCAUUAGGUUUUGGCUUCCUGCCCUUUGGAUUUUUGGUUAUCAUCCUAAAUACAGGAUUUUACUUUUUACGUUUGCUCCUGCCUCGCGUUGUCUGGUGUUCUGCACCUUGGGUCCUAACCCCCUCCCGCUCUCAGCAUGACAGGCUCAGGGGGAGAGAGGUCCAGCGUCUGGGGGCCACAACAGUCUGUAGGUCCGGUAGAGUGGUAGUAAAAUCCCAUGUUGGCACAUCUAAUAAGAGAAUAUCUAUCCCCCAACCAAUUUGUAGUUGUUUUUAACUAAAGUGCAAAGAGAUAAACAGACUGGUGUGCAUCAGGGUGUAGACAUGGAGUCCUUGUGUCUGUCAUGGUCACGAAUGCAGUUUUGCUGUUUCACCAUUGUUUUUGUGAAUCACUAGUCACAUGGUUACUGUAAAUAAGACAACUUUCCUAUGAAGUUCAGGCUAAUUAGAGAUUUUUUUUUAUUCUUGAGAGAAAACUCUUCUGUUUUAGUAAAGUAAGUAUGCGAGAGAUGAAUCAGUGAAAGAUUAACAAAGCAGGUGGAAGAGGUAGUUUGGUUCAGGUUCUCUCUUUCAUGUUGUAAGAAGUAGCAUGUGGAGGAACCUGUCCACAAAGGACCAACCUGUCUGAUCACAGGACUUUGGUCAUCUGACUGAAACAAACCUCAAACGCACCAGGAGCGAUUCUAAUGUAGGAAAAACUCCUCAGGUGAGUAUUAGAGCCACUGUUAGAGAAACACUCUAAAUCAGCAUUUUCACUGGAUUUUUUUUAUCAUGAAAAUACUUAGAAACAACUAAAGCCAUAGAGGUUUUAUUUUGGUGAAUAACUGAGACAUGCUUGACUUAAAGUUUGUAAUUCAACAACAUUCUUUAUUUGUGUUUGUUAGAUUGAAACAAUGAAGUUGUGUGCUUUAAAGAUUUAUUUAGAGGCACAGUGUGUAAUAUUCUUUCUGAUUACUAUCAAAAGCUGUGUAUCCCAUUCAUAAAUGUGUCUUUUUUCAUUAAUAUAGAAUAACAUCUAUUCUACAUCCUCCUCUUAGCUUGAAAUUUUACAUUUUUAUAUUUAUAAACAGUAGUGCACCCCGUGAAGCAUGCAGUCUAAGAAGAAGACAAUAGAUUCACCGCUGCUGAACUUAGUUAGCAAGAAAAGCCACACCAUGGCAGCAAAUCACAUGGCAGCCACGGUGUGGCUUGUGAACACUCUUUGGUGGCAUGGCAGUGCGGGAAUUUUGCGGCAUUCGUACCGCCAUGUUUGCUAUUAAUAUUCCUACCUUGCCGGACAUUUGAAUGCAAAUUACCCCUUGGUGCAAGAGAGGGUGUUGUCAUGACCACAUGGGGAGUUACUGCCAAGCUCUGGCCAGCUAUGAUGUUGAGGUGGUGUUCUGUCAGAACUCCUCCAACAGGUGUGCCUCUGUUAUGUGCAGUUUACUGGUUCACAGAUGGGCAGUCACGCUUGACACAAUUAAUAAACCAAUAAGUAAUUCAAAAGCGUACCUAGCCAGUCACUACAAACAACAAAAGAGAGGACACACACUUAUGUACUAUCGCUGUCUGCCCGUGCUGCUGAAAGAAAAAGAGGCAUCACUUGUGUUACUGGAUGAUCUUAAAUAAAACAACUGGUUAUUAUUCUUUAAAAUAAAUAUCAGUGAUCUUAUUAUAAAACCUAAUAUUAGCUAAAAGUUAAUGAUUUGGGGGCUUUUAAGAGAUCUUUUCAGGAAAGCAGAUAUUUGGAACACAUCCGUCACGCCUUUAUAAGUGGUGGCCACGCAUUAUCAUCUCGUGGGAACACAUUAGUAAGUCGUGGCCAUAAGUGAAUGUUUUUUCCUCAAUGCCACCAGAUUACGCAGAUUGCUUUCCGUGCCUACUGUAAUGGUAAUGUUAAAGUUAAAGUCCCAUUAGUCAUCCCCACACACUGGUGAAUGAUUCAGCACUGAAAGUUGAUGCACAAAUGAUCGCGGUAGUGCGUUCCAGUUUACUUCAUUUGAGGCGCCUGGCUAAGAUCAAGCCCCUGUUGUCUAGGGAGCAUCUACAGUCUGUUAUUCAUGCAGUCAUCCUGUCCAGACUUGACUACUGAAAUGCACUAAUUGCUGGUCUGAGUCAGGGUGCGAUUGUUGACUACAGCUGGUUCAGAACUGAGCUGCUGGGUUUAUGACAGGAACAAGAUGGCAUGACCAUAUUACACCGGUGUUGGUAAUACUCCACUGGCUUCCCAUCCAGUACAGAGCAAAGUUUUAUGUGCUGAUACUUGGGUUUAGAGCUCUUCACGAUACUGCGCCUGCCUAUUUAUCAGCACUGCUACAAAGAUAUGUUUCCACCCACUCUCUUUGCUCUGCUGACCAGGAAUUACUGGUGGUCCCUUGUUCCAGAUGCAAAUCGAGGGGAGAUCGUGCAUUUGCGGUCCUUGCUCCAACUUUGUGGGAUGGUCUGCCUUUGAAUGUUAGGCUGGUGCCUUCCUUCCAGAUUUCUUAACCACGUCUGAAGGCCCAUUAUUAUGUCCAGGCAUGUUCACCACUGGGGUCUGCAAUUUUGUCUUGAUUUCAAUUGUUUUAAUGUGUUGCUGUUUUAUCUAUUUUUAUUGUUUUUAUUUUAUUUUAUUUAUCUUUUAUUGUAUUUAUUAAUGCAAUUGCUUUUUAUUGUUGUGUUCAGCACCUUGGGCUUAUGCUAAAGGUUGUGGAAGGUGCUUAUAAAUGAAUAAAUGAAGGAAAAUUACAUCUCCCCAUUUGACCCAUCCCAUGGAGAGCGAUGAACUGCAGCUUUGGCCGCGCUCGGGGACCAGUCGGUAGUUUUAACCCCCCAACCCAACCCUUACAACUGAGUGACAAGCCAGAAGGCGAUGGGUCCCAUUGUUAAUGUCUUUGGUAUGACCCGACGAGGAUUUGAACCCUGAUCUCCCAUUCCCAGGGUGGACACUCUAACUAGGCCACUGAGAAGGUAUAAAUAAAUGUGUAUAUACAUUGUCUGGCUCUGGUCUGCUGCAGGUUAGAUAAUGACUGAACCUACACAUGACCUGCUCUUUAGAGAAUAGCCUUUAAUUGUGGCUCUAAUACUCCAUUUUAGCAUGAAGCCAACUCUUGGUGGGGAAAUCCUCUUCAAAAGGACAUUAGCAGUGAUUUAGUGUUCUUAAACAUUCACUGAAAAAAGCAAAACUCUCUUUAAAAAACAAUUUAACCAAGAAGCAGUUGAUGCUCCAAAUGGUCUAAAGUUCUUCAGAGUUCAAUAUUUGGUUUGUUAACAAGUCAGAUUACCACCAUAUUCUGUCAGGGAAUAAUUACUUUGUUAGCUGCCAUUUGAAUGAAAUCAUCUACGGAAAUAACCGGUUGAUAAACUGGUGCCAAUUUUGAUAAAAUGGUUAAAAGGACGAUUAAAUUCCUUCCAAAAAUGUAAAGAUAAUUAAUCUGAGAAAAUCUUGAAAUUCUGAGGUAAUUUACUGAAAAAUAAAGCGUUUUGAAGAUAUAAAUACAAUUUUAUCAAUUUUUCUUUUUACCCUCAGCAUUAAGAAGAGAUCCCAGGUGAGGAAACGCUCCUGGAUACCGUGUAUCCCAGAUUAUAACCCACCCAUUUCUUUCCACACCUCCUUUACACAUUAAUGUUCUUAUCCAAAUUCAGAAGUUUGAUACAAAAAUGCUGACUUUCAUUUUCUAUGUCUUUUAUAUAAAACAAGAAAAGGUUAAACUUUGCAUGUUUUUCUGUAGAUGCGCACAAUCGCGUAGAAGCACAAUCAUCUAGAAGGUUUAGGAUGUUCUUGUUUAGAUUCAGUGGCAGCAGACAUAGGUCUUGAGUUGGUGCUGGUGGUGGUCAGAGGGGCCGACGGCGCCAAAUGGCAGCCUCGCCUUUGUCAGACCGCCCCAGGGCGGCUGUGGCUACGCAGUAGCUUACCAUCACUGGCAGUGUGUGAAUGUGAGAUUGUGUGGAAGUGUCUUUGAGUGUCCUAAAAAGCACGAUGUAAGUUUGAUGUAUUAUUAUUAUUAAGUAUUGUUGAAGAGUCUGUGGACCUAGACUUUGUUUCUGCAGCAUCUCCAUCCUAAGAACCUUUACUUUCCUCACAGCUGUAUCUUGUUCCUCCUCCACUGGGAUGGCACUAAGCUUCACCUUUCUUUGAACAUGUAGUGACUGUAUCUCUUGUCCGUCCUCCACCUUCUUGUCCUUUUCUACAGAAACAAGCCAUGUCGUUGUAAAUACAUGUGUUGGAUCACCCAUGACUAACUGAAAGAAUCAAAACAAAAAAAGGUUUAAUAAAUAUUUCAUUCUGGCUGUA